AUGACGGUGGAGCAGUAUCAAGUGGCCCAGCUGUGGACUGUGGUCGAGAGCUCCAAAAAUGAGACCGGCGGUGGUGAGGGAGUGGAAAUUCUCGUAAAUGAACCCUUCGACAGCAAGACGCACCCACCUGAGGCGCCCCUGGUCGCGAACGGGGAAAAAUUCACCGACGGUCAAUUCACGCACAAGAUCUACCAUCUGGCCAACAAGGUACCCGCCUUCAUUCGCGCCAUCUCACCCAGCGGCGCAAUGGAGAUCGAAGAAGUCGCCUGGAAUGCCUAUCCUUGCUGCCGGACUGUUUUAAAAGUAUGGUUACCCCUUGGCCUGAAAACUGUAAAUGCCUGCGGAAUAACCGUCUAG
This is a messenger RNA of Dibothriocephalus latus, 357 nucleotides long. The record is from the annotation of a GenBank genome assembly. NCBI's taxonomy places the organism in Eukaryota, Metazoa, Platyhelminthes, Cestoda, Diphyllobothriidea, Diphyllobothriidae.